AUGUCCAAUCUUCUUGAUCUCGACAACCUCCAGGUGCCACUAGACCUUCCUUUUCCUGCUGGCACAAAACAAGUCGCUGGAGUGGUAAAUGGCAUACAAACAGACGUGACGUGCGUCCAAUUUAGCGACAAAAUUCUGGUCACCAUAUCUCAGAACGGCCGACUUGGGCAUUGGCUACAUGUACCGCUAGAGAAUAAAAACCCAGGGGCACAGGGAUUUCAUACAUUAUCUGAAUCAGUUGAUGAUGAUCUUCUUCCAAUGAGUCGCUUGAUGGCCACCUCACUGCUUGGGGGUCGAGCUCCUGGACAUGAGACAGUUGGUCAGCUCUACGCCCGCCAGAUUGCAAGUGCUAUUGCAACAAAGACACCUGACGAGAAGCGAUUGCUUGUCGUCGGUCUCGGACUCGAAAGUGCAGAGGCUGACCGGGAGGUCUUUUUCGCCAUCAUUGAUCUCGUACUUCAAUGCAUCUGA
Molecule: messenger RNA, 471 nt
Organism: Aspergillus lentulus
Lineage: Eukaryota; Fungi; Ascomycota; Eurotiomycetes; Eurotiales; Aspergillaceae
Biological process (GO): proteasome assembly
Source: RefSeq, a predicted model, not a curated record